AUGAGCUCGUACGUAGCCAAUUCAUUCUAUAAGCAGAGUCAAAAUGUUCCAGCCUAUUCCAUGCAAAGUUAUGGGAAUUAUGGAUCUGUAUCCGAGGUCCCUUCAUCCAGGUAUUGCUACAGUGGGUUGGAUCUGAGCAUUACAUUCCCAUCUCCUGGUUCUUCAAACUCUCUAAACGGUAUGGACAUGCCUUCAAACCCCACUACAAACUCUGAUCGGCCUUCCUGUAAUGUAAUGGGCACUUCGGUGCACACACUUGGUAGAGGAGAGCAAGGUGCCCUCAGCCCUGGGAUUUACAAUCAGAAAGCGGGGAGCACUUCGUUGGAGGACAGAUCUAAAGGGAUUGAGAACAUCAAAUCAGAACCGGUACAAACAACUCCACAAGGACAGCAACAACCACAGCAGCCACAGCAGCAGCAGCAGCAGCAGCAGCAGCCACCCCAAAUAUACCCCUGGAUGACCAAACUGCACAUGAGCCAUGAAACUGAUGGCAAGCGUUCCCGGACAAGCUACACUCGAUAUCAAACCCUGGAACUAGAGAAAGAAUUCCAUUUUAACAGAUACCUGACACGUCGCAGGCGCAUUGAAAUAGCCAACAACUUAUGUUUAAACGAGAGGCAGAUCAAGAUCUGGUUCCAAAACCGAAGGAUGAAGUGGAAGAAGGAUUGUAAAGUCAAAACCAAAGACUCCCUUUAAAUGGCGACCUCAAAGGAGCUAAAUAUUUAAACUGAGUUUUACUACAUCUACUUAAAGAAACUUUUUUUUUUGCCUUUUGUGUGAAGGGAGGUGGAUGGGAUCAAGGGAAGGUAAAAUAACUACAGGGAUUCUGAGUUGAUUAACACCUCUAACACAAGACAGUCCCCCUAUAUUUUGAAAGCAAAAUAGUGUAUAGAUCUGUAUUUUAUCCAUUAAGUGUAUUAUUUUGACUAAUGUCAGUCUCAAGGUGUAAAAUGUGGAGGCAGAAAAUGUUUAGGCAGCUCCUUGUAUAGUUUACUAUCCCAGGCGUCAUUGUGCUAACUGUGCAAUCUGUCCAGGGUCAAAGAAAGUUCUUUGGAAAAAAAAAUGCUAAUUGGGGUACUAGGCUGAAAAGGACAGGCAAAGAGUGGCUGUAUUAUAUUGUGCUUAUUAUAAUAGGGGUCAUAUCUUUGGUAAGCAGUUAGAUUUGGAAAACAUAAACAAUAGAAAACACAAGUCUAAAGUUUCAAGAUGAAACUUUGCCAUUUGUUAUAUAGUAUUGUACAUACACACAUGAGUGUGUAAAAUCCACUAUGAUGUGUCCAUGCACUUGUAUAGUCUUUAAAAAAAAAACCCAUACGUGUCACACACUACAGCGUGAAUUUGUUUUUUAUGUUUCAUUUUAAUAGUAGUGUUUGUUUUUCCCCCUAGAGUCAAAUAUGUGUCCACCUAUUCUUAUUACCUUUUGCCUACACACUAUGGUUUACUCAGUAAUACAAUGUAUGUGUGCAGGAUUUAGUUUGUCUUCUUUUGGCAUUUUGGAAGGGAACAAAUCGCCAAAAUGUAUUUUCAUGUGUAAUUUAUUGUGUUUUUUUAACAUA
Messenger RNA from Nanorana parkeri, 1556 nucleotides. RefSeq names its product homeobox C5 (gene HOXC5). The transcript has 2 exons. Gene Ontology annotation, molecular function: RNA polymerase II cis-regulatory region sequence-specific DNA binding; DNA-binding transcription factor activity, RNA polymerase II-specific. Gene Ontology annotation, biological process: embryonic skeletal system morphogenesis; regulation of transcription by RNA polymerase II; anterior/posterior pattern specification. NCBI's taxonomy places the organism in Eukaryota, Metazoa, Chordata, Amphibia, Anura, Dicroglossidae. Gene Ontology annotation, cellular component: nucleus. The record is from RefSeq and is a predicted model, not a curated record. Bases 1 to 696 code for a protein of 231 amino acids.